GAAAAACAAAGGGUAAUAUAUAAUAAACUAUCGAAGCAAGCUUCUAUCUGUAUUUGUAAAUUUGUAUUUGUAAUUCUCUAAAACCCAACCGCUUUCUCUCACUCUAAACCCUAACACAGCAAUGACUCCUCGCACCGAUCAAGAAAAAGCAGAGUUCACAGACGAUGACGAUGACGACGACGACGACGUUUUGGACGAUGACAUCGAAGCCCUAAGGCGAGCCUGCAUGAUCACCGGAGAAAACCCUAACGACCUCAUCAACAACAACAACAAUAACAAUCCCUCUCCGUCUCUGUUUUCCGCCGCCGCCGGCGACGACGACUCCGAUGAUGACCUCGAAUUGGUCCGAAACAUUCAGAACCGAUUCUCCAACUCCAACUCCGACACUCUCUCCUUAAAGCCUCUCCGUUCUCUCCCGCCGAUAGCUUCCGACGACGACGAGGACGAUUUCGAAACUCUCCGCGCUAUUCAGCAGCGAUUUGCGGCCUACGAUUCCGAUACUUUGAAACAAGGAAUUGGGUUUGGGGGUUCACUAAGUAAACCUCAGCAGCAGGUUGAUGCCUCUAGUCUAUCCUUGGAGAAGGAAACUAGCAAUAAUUUGAUUGUUCAUAGAACUAAUUCUAGUGAAGGAUUUACAGAUUCUGAAGAUUUUUGUAACACGCGUCCACUCAGUGAAAAUUUGGGAAUCCAGCCAUCUAGUUUUGUUGAGAACCAUCAACUGGGUGCUUCUAAGUCACCUAUGUUGCCACUUAAGAAGUCAUCCUUCCCAAAGUCUGCUCUGUUGCUUAUGGAUGCCAUUAAAAAGAAUAGAUCCUCCCAGAAGUUCAUUCGGAGUCAGUUGGUUAACUUAGAAGCAAGAAUUGAGGAAAACAAAAAGCUCAAGGAGCGUGUUAAAAUCCUUAAAGAUUUCCAGGCUUCUUGCAAAAAAAGAACCGGGCGAGCAUUAUCACAGAGAAAGGAUCCUCGUGUCCAGCUUAUUUCGGUGAAAAAAUCCUUGGUUUCUAAGGAUUCAAAGGUUAAUGAUAAGCGGGUUCAUGCCAUGUAUUAUGGUCCAGCAGAGAAUUCUCAUGUUACUAAUUAUAGAAUGGCAUUGACUACCUUCCCACUUUCAUUAGAUCAGAAAAAAUGGUCAAAGGCAGAAAGGGAAAAUCUUGGAAAGGGAAUAAGGCAACAAUUUCAAGAAAUGGUGCUUCAAAUUUCUGUGGAUCAAUUCAGUGAUUUAGAUGGAUCUUGUGGAGAUUCAAAUGAUUUCGACAAGAUUCUCGUAUCAAUCAAAGAUCUUGAAGUUACGCCAGAAAAUCUCAGAGAGUUUCUACCCAAGGUGAAUUGGGAGCAAUUGGCUUCGAUGUAUGUUGUAGGUCGCUCCGGUGCUGAAUGUGAAGUAAGGUGGUUGAACUAUGAAGAUCCCUUGAUCAACCACAAUCCAUGGACGACUAUGGAAGAUAAAAAUCUUUUGUUACUUGUCCAAGAGAAGGGGAUCAUUAACUGGUUUGAUAUUGCAGUAUCGCUGGGGACAAACAGGACCCCAUUUCAGUGCUUGGCACGUUAUCAAAGGAGUUUGAAUGCUUCCAUACUAAAAGGGGCGUGGACUAAGGAUGAGGAUGCUCAACUUUGUGCGGCUGUAGAGGUCUUUGGUGAGAGCGAUUGGCAGUCUGUAGCAUCUACUUUGGAAGGACGGGCUGGUACCCAAUGUUCUAAUAGAUGGAAAAAAUCUCUUCAUCCUGCCAGGGAAAGAGUGGGGAGGUGGAUUGAAGAUGAAGACAAACGCCUGAAAGUUGCUGUGAUGCUUUUUGGGCCAAAAAAUUGGAAUAAGAUAGCUCAAUUUGUGCCUGGUCGAACUCAAGUGCAAUGUAGAGAAAGAUGGGUCAAUAGUUUAGAUCCUUCGCUAAGUUGGAGUGAAUGGACUGAAGAAGAGGAUUCCAAGUUGAAAGCAGCAAUAGCAGAACAUGGAUAUUGCUGGGCUAAAGUUGCUGCAUGUGUGCCUCCACGUACAGAUAAUCAGUGCCGAAGGAGAUGGAAGGUGUUACUUCCACAUGAAGUGCCCAUGCUUAAAGAAGCUAGAAGAAUACAGAAAGCUGCUCUCAUAUCCAACUUUGUAGAUCGGGAGGUGGAACGUCCUGCCCUUGGUCCUAGUGAUUUUCAUCCAUUACCAAUGAUUGGUUCAAUAUCAGAACCAGAAAACGAAAAUUCUUGCAGUAAACAGAAGGGAAGAUUAAGAGGUAAGGCAACAUCCAAGGAGAAGAAGAAUGCAGCUUCAUGCAAUGUUCCAAGGAAGAUCAGAUUCAAGAAGUGUGAACAACAAUCUCAAGUUUGUUCUGGUACUAUAGAGAAGAAAAAGCAUCCCAAACCAUGUUCAAAGAGAAAGAAAUGCAUCAAACCAGUUGCAGACAACCAGAGUAUUGUGUUACUGCCUGAAAGUUUGGAAUCAGGGACAACUAAUGGUGAAUGUGUAGAGGCUGCUAUUGAUAAUAAUUCUACAUCAAACAAGAAGACAUCCAAGCAUUGUUCUAGGAGGAUCAAAUGCACUACAGAUUUGGGGGGAAACCAGAAUGCUAUGUUGUCUUCUGCAAAGUCAAUGUUGUCAGGAAUUACUAAUGAUGAACUUACACUUGAUCAUGUAUCUUGUCUGGAUUCAACAUUGUUACCUGUAACCAAUUGUGAAGUGGUUGAUUCAAUGAAUGAGCAUGUGCGGGCAGGGAAGGAGAGACCGACUAAACUGCAAUCAAAAAGGAAAAAGUGUAUGGAAUUGGCUGAGGAUAGCCACAGUUUCUCAUCACAUCCCGAAAGUGGGGAGUUCGGGAAAACUGAUGGUGAAGGUGUGGAAAGCAGCAUUUUGGAUAUGGGAAAAGGGGCUGUAAAGCAACAAAAAAGAAGGAAAAUAAGAAAUGAGCCAUUGGAGAAAUGCCAGGAUGUAUCUGUUCUGUUCCAACAAGAUACGUUGGAAGUCUCAAAACAUAGAAACAUUUCUUCUAAGCAGAUUUUAGGGGCAACCAAUGGAGAUGACGUUACUCUUGCUUGCUUUCUUCAUAAUAAACCAAAGAAGAGAAGGCUUGAAGUGGCCAAAAAUACCAGCCAGGCCUGCUCUUCAUCUAGUCCAAAAAAGGGUGUCGAGUCACUUUCCAAUGUCUCAGAUAAACUUAAGUAUGGAAAUCAAAAUUUAUCUACCACGCAAGAUAAGGAAUCUCAGGCAUGCUGUCUGGGUGGAAAUCCUGAUGAGUUGUUACCUUGCAAGCUGCAGUCUAGUCAUUUGGUGGAUAUGCCAACCAUAAUAGAUAGUGACAAUGGACCUGAUAGAAGAGAUCUUGUCCAAGGGCAGCAUGCUGCUCAUGACCCAGUGAGCUUCAGUCCAGAAGGUGAUUGUGAAGAGGAUGGUGAUAUUACUCUAGCUUGCCUUCUGCGAAAUAAAUUGAAAAAGAAGAAAGGAUCCAAAUUGAUUUCUAGAGUAAAUAGACAUAAUGAUGGAAAUCCAUCCAACAUGCAAGGUUAGGAAUCUCAGACAUGCCGUAAUGAUGAAUCUCCUGUACAUUUGUCACCUUGCUGCCUGCUGUUUGGUCAUUCUGAGGAUAUGCUUACCUUCAUGACUAAUGAUGAGUCUGGUCAGCUGGAUACAGUCAAAUCACUGACUGUUGCUCUACAUGAACCGGUUCGGAGAAUCUUUGAACAUCAAUCUGGAACGUCCUUACGAGUCUGGCUUGCUUUUCAUGAGGAUAUACUAAACCCUCAUGGCUAAGGCUAAUGAUGAGUCUUGCUUGCUUUUUGUGAAAUAAGUUGAACAGUCGGCUUCAGGCUAACAGAAGUGGUAGCCAAAAAGGAUUGAUCAACUUCAAGAUUAUAACUCCUCCGAGAAUGCCUUUUUGUCAUCUUGCAAGUAUGAUGUUAAAUCAUUCAAAUGAUAUACCAAUCAUCGUCAUAGCUGGUGAGAAUCCUAGUAGAUAGAUUUUGUGAAAGGCGACAUCAUAUCUCUUCUUGUAAGGUGAAUAACUAGGAAGCAUAUUCAUGAGGAUGUGAUAAGCCCCAUACACUGGUGUCUCCUCCCCCUGGGGUUUUGAGGUCAUAUAUAGUUGUAAAUUUAGUUUUGUAUAAGCGAGAGAGGAAAUUGGGAUUCCGGUGUUGGGACUAAAUCAGCAUAUCAUAUUGAGUCCUAAAUGCUUGUCCAGUUGAGUUAGUAUAGUAAGAGGUGCAUAUUCUUGUUAAGGGAGCAAUUUUGCCGUGUUACAUUCAUAGAGCAACAUUCACCAUUUAUUAUUGGUGUAUUUUUUGUAUCUGCCUUUAUUUUUGUCUCGGUUGCCUGGUUGAGAUAUUGAAAAUUUUGAAAGAAUUUCUUGUAUUUUGUGGUGCAAA
Quercus robur (English oak) is the source of this 4341-nucleotide messenger RNA. RefSeq lists its product as uncharacterized. NCBI's taxonomy places the organism in Eukaryota, Viridiplantae, Streptophyta, Magnoliopsida, Fagales, Fagaceae. The transcript has 10 exons. The record is from RefSeq and is a predicted model, not a curated record. The coding region runs from base 122 to 3487 and encodes 1121 amino acids.